Tetrapisispora phaffii CBS 4417 is the source of this 1347-nucleotide messenger RNA. RefSeq names its product WD40 repeat domain-containing protein. The record is from RefSeq and is a predicted model, not a curated record. Gene Ontology annotation, cellular component: Rpd3L complex; Rpd3L-Expanded complex; cytoplasm. The transcript has a single exon. Gene Ontology annotation, molecular function: histone binding. Gene Ontology annotation, biological process: regulation of gene expression. The coding region runs from base 1 to 1347 and encodes 448 amino acids. Lineage: Eukaryota; Fungi; Ascomycota; Saccharomycetes; Saccharomycetales; Saccharomycetaceae.
AUGACAAACGUUUGGAAGAAAGGAAGUUCUACUUACCAACAUAUUUCCAGUUUUAAGCCUACAUUUCAAACUAGUGUUGAUAAUGUGGCUCGUUAUAAAAAAUCUAUCACAUUCUCCGACAAAGUUCUACCUGAUAGUGACAGAAAGGUUUUAGAAACCAGUUUACUAUAUUCACAGGGUAAAGACAUCUAUGAACUCCCAUGUGAGUUGCCAAUCGAUACUUUCCUCGACGAUGACAUGCUAGGUGAUCAAGAGGAUGAGCCAGUUGUGGAAAAGGAGGCUAAAAUGGAAAAGAUUGCACAAAGUUCCACCUAUGGACAGGCAUUUAACAAGGUUGAAAAGAAACCAUUGGUUCCAAAAUGGACUUAUCAAGGUGAAACCAUCAAUAAGAUUACCUACUUAGGUGAGAAUGAAGAUAAUAAUGCUCUUGUUAUGGCCUCUAGCGGUUCUUUGGCUUGGUUUAAAGAAGGAGUUCGUGUUCCUGUUCACAUCAUGCAGGAAUAUAUUGGUCCAGGUACUUCAUAUUCAUCAAUUCAUACUCUUAAGGGCAAAGAUGUAAUGUCUGUGUGUGAUUUUGCAUUAUCUGUCGACUUUGAAACAGUUGUUAAAUCUCAAUCACAAGGUCCAGAGGGUGACAGUAUUUUGAAACUUGUGGAUAAUGCUGGAAAACCAGGUGAAUUGCUAAGAAAAGUAUACGUCCCUGGCACAACCGUCACACACUCUGUCAGGUUCUUUGAUAACCACGUCUUUGGUACAUGUUCCGAUGACAACGUUAUAAGAUUCUGGGAUACAAGAACAGGUGGCGAGCCAACAUGUGUAUUAAGUGAUCCAAAUAACGGUGCAUUGACAUCUUUCGAUGUCUCGCCUGUCAUUGACACACUAUUUGUUACUGGUUCCGAUACAGGUAUUGUUAAAUUAUGGGAUAUCCGUUCUGUUACCAGUGCCGCUACAGAUUUGGCAAAUAGGCAAAAUGGUGAAGAGCCAAUUCAAGAUGAAGUCAUUGCUUUGCAUCAUUCAGGCGGUGACUCUGUUGUUGAUGUUAAAUUCUCUCCAACUUCCCCAUCAGAAUUUGUCUCGAUUGGUGGCUCCGGUGACGUUUAUCACUGGGACUUACAAAACUUUUUCUCCCAAUAUGAUGAUGAUAGUAAUGAUGUGAAAUAUCCAGUUGAUGAAAAUGUCAAGGCCAAUGCCUUAAAAUUCUUACACACAGGAGGCUCACGAAGAUCAUUAGCCAACACUGGCAGAAGAAACGUACUAGGUUACCAUUCAAUCGUCUCUGAUUUAAUUGCAACUGUAGAUGAAGAUAGUUUGAUCACUGUCUACAAACCUUACGUAUCUGAUGAAUAA